AUGGGAAAGUUAUUAUGUACAGAAGAUGGAGAUCACUUCAAUAAUAUUCAUCCUGGAUGCAUGUCUGGUGUAUUUCCUGUUCUUGACUACCAAAAUUGGCACUCUAAUGUCAAAAAGAUACUACCUCAUAGAAAGCAAGCUAAGCAACAAAAGACUAAUGGAGGAAUCUUGCAUUAUCAAGACUCUUUUGAAACAUCACAACUUUCAUCGGGAAAAAGAAGUCUCAUCCAGACAGAUCAAAGUAAUCGAAAACAUAACUCACACAGAAGGUCAAUUAAAGAUCGUUUAAAGUCAUUGGUUUCUGAAGACACUUUAAAGAAUGACCAUAAGAAACGAGGUCGAAUGUUGCAAAGAACGUAUUCAAUUCAUCAUUUAGAAACCGAUGAAUGGGUUCAUUAUGCCAAUAGUGAAGAGUUUAGUGAAAAAAACCCUGAUAAAAAGGAUACAAACAAGGAGAUUAAGGAUUAUGUGGAUAUAUCAGAAAAUUCAAGAAUCUUGCUAGAUGGUUUAAAAGUCUCUCUUACAAAAGCAAAAUUGACAAAAUCAGGUUCUUUUCCCUCCAUGUUAGGCAGUAGAAAUUUGAGGCCUACUAAGCUAAAGCACAAGCUUAAUGAGUUCUACUCGAUGCCCAAAAACAAAAAGGGUUCAGAUAAUUGGGCACGAAAAUUGGAUUUAUCAAAAUUGGAAUCUUUAAUGAUUGAAUUAGAUGAUGAACAAGAUGGAAAGAACAUGGAAGAUGAUCUCAAUAAUGGCAGUGUUAUGUCCAUCAAAAGGAUAUGUUCCCUCAAUGAUAGACAUGCCCAAUUGUUUGACAAUGGUGAUACUAAGGAAGCCAUUUUGUGCAGUUUUAGAAGCUUGAAGUUGACAAAUCAUAUUAGCAACUCAGACUUCCAGUUAACUGAUUUUUAUUCAUUAUCUAUUGAAGAAGAAAGUGGUCAGAAAACACAGGACAUCAAGUCAAACACAGGACACCAAUUAGAGUUUCAGAUAUCAAAAGGGUUGAAACCAUUAUGUGUUUCAGAAGAAGGUGUUAAGGACAAUAUCAAGAGUGUAAAUAGUAAUACACAUGAUCACAAUGAUGAAUACUUCAAUUAUGUAAGGGAGAUAUUGGAGCAAUCAGGUUUCAUCAAGAAUGGCUUUGAGCAAACAUGGUAUUCCUCAAACCAGCUACUAAAUCCUUCAAUGUUUCAGGGUAUAGAGUCUCAAUAUCAAUGUGAUCCAGAAUCCUUUGAAGAAGAAGUCAUUAAAUUAUCACAUGAUUUACAUCGGUUUGAAUUGGUUGAUGAGACUUUGCUUAAAUUGUAUGAAAGAUCAUUCUCGUACUAUCCAAAAGCUUUGUCCUAUUCUUGCCACCUUAGUCCUGCCCCUAGUGGUAAACUUGUUCUUGAGGAAGUGUGGAAGAGUGUAAGCAGAUUGCUGAAGUUAAAUCCCAAUAAGGAUCAAUCAUUGGAGUAUAUUGUGUCGUGGGAUUUAAAUGUGGGUGGUGAUUGGAUGAAUUUACAGAUGGAAUCCGAGUGCAUUGCACUUGAGUUGGAAGAUAUGAUUUUCAAUGAACUUUUAGGAGAUGUGUUUAGCUCUUAA
Lactuca virosa is the source of this 1581-nucleotide messenger RNA. NCBI's taxonomy places the organism in Eukaryota, Viridiplantae, Streptophyta, Magnoliopsida, Asterales, Asteraceae. The record is from the annotation of a GenBank genome assembly.